Mycena indigotica is the source of this 576-nucleotide messenger RNA. RefSeq lists its product as uncharacterized. Gene Ontology annotation, molecular function: nicotinamide-nucleotide adenylyltransferase activity. Bases 1 to 576 code for a protein of 191 amino acids. Lineage: Eukaryota; Fungi; Basidiomycota; Agaricomycetes; Agaricales; Mycenaceae. The transcript has 2 exons. The record is from RefSeq and is a predicted model, not a curated record.
AUGCAAAGCAGCAAGCGUAUAUACAUAGUGGGGCCUUCGUCCACGGGGAAGUCCACCUUAUGUGGUGCAAUUGCGGCCCGGUGGGGUUUGACGCCAAAGCAACACAUUACUGAGGUUGCAAGGACCGUCAUAAAGCAACUAGGUCUGAGCCGUGAUCACAUCAGCAACCUUGAAAUGCAGAAAGCAAUUAUGUUGGCUCACCUCCAGAAGGAAAAUGAAAGUGACCAACAAAAAAUCUUGCUGUGCGACCGUUCGGCAGUCGACCCCGUUGUCUAUUCUGUCUUCACCUCGAAGGAUAAAGAUACCGCGAACGAGCGCAAGCGGGCAUUGGUCACCCUCCCGGAGUUCCAAACGGCAAUCGAGGGAUAUAGAAACUCCCUUUUUAUCCUGCUGACGCCAGUGUCAGAAUGGAUAGUGGACGAUGGCUUCAGACAUGUGGGGAAUGAAGUGGAUGUGACAAAGAUUUUUCAAGAAACACUCCACGAGCUAGGCAUCCACUAUGUGGAAAUAGGUGAGGAGACGCAGAAGUUGGAAGAUCGCGUGAAUUUGGUACAGCAUUUAGCAUUUGGAAAUUGA